UGGAUGUCCUGACGUCACUGAAAAAAAUCGCAACAACACACUCGCGGCAAUUGAAACAAUAAGAUCUUGAACCUACCUAUCUCUCUGCGUUCAUCUUCAAGUUUUACUUGUGUAUAAUCACUGGAGCUCAUUCACCAUGGCACGACCACCUUCAUCCAACGGAGACCUCCUCCUCUACGUCUUGGCCAUUUUCAUCCCUCCCGCCGCCGUCUUUGUCAAGCGAGGAUGCGGAGUUGAUAUUCUCAUCAACAUCCUUCUUUGGAUUCUCGGAUGGAUCCCAGGAACGCUUCACGCUUGGUGGAUCAUUUCCAAGUACGAGACGCCCGCCAGGGUCGGAUACUAAGCGAGUAAUCACCACAAUGGUCGUGCCUGAGAUCCUCCAUUCUAUGCCUCAUGUAUCUUGCUACGGUCAUCCUCAUCUGGACCGCCUGCUGCACUUCGAAUAUUUGUUGCCUGAAGAUCAUCGCCCAAAUGUGGCGCAAUGACGAUUUCUAUAUGACCAAGACCUUGCCUUCACGUAUGUUUAAAGCAAUGCUAAAUCACUCGAGCCGACCCCAGGAAUGCCCAUGCUCAAGCUCUGGCAGACGAAGUGAGGGUCGAGAAGUCGAGAAUCUCGACGAUCUGUGAGGAAGUAUGAAGACCCUGGGUUGGGACAUGCGUCGAAACGUGAAAUUUGAGCCAAUCUGGUACGCUUCGGAAGGUGACAGAGCGGCCAGAGACUACAACAUUCGUAUCACUCCCCUCUCUUGACAAUUUGCGUGUUGCUCUGCGCCCGGCAUCUAUGCAUGGGCGUUGUCAUACC
This is a messenger RNA of Kockovaella imperatae, 802 nucleotides long. RefSeq lists its product as hypothetical. The record is from RefSeq and is a predicted model, not a curated record. Gene Ontology annotation, cellular component: membrane. Lineage: Eukaryota; Fungi; Basidiomycota; Tremellomycetes; Tremellales; Cuniculitremaceae. The transcript is spliced from 7 exons. Bases 137 to 343 code for a protein of 68 amino acids.